AUGUCGGGCAGAAGCGCAUAUGUGCGGAAGAAGAUUACAGAAACACAGGCGGGAGAGAAAGGCUCAGUAUUAACAAGAGGUCGAGCAAAAUCACCAGAAAGCUUACGAAGCUCCGACCGCGAUGAUCUUGCUACCAGCGAGUACCCGUUGCCGCCAGGCACUGGCUACGGGACGACCAACGCGCGCUUUCUCAAGUUCUCAGAGCCGAUUCGAGACACGGAGCUGACCAACUUCAGUAAUCACAGCAGUGGCAGUCAGAGUGGCGAUAGUGCAGCAGGGCGACGAGAGGCUGGCACGGCGCAUCAGAAUGCGCCGAUGCCGGAAUUUGCCUAUGCGCGAGCCAGAAAACCCGUUAUCAAGACGGAGGACGUGUCCGGAAUUGAGCGAUCAGGCUUCCGGAGCGCACUCGACAAGAGGAGCGAAGAGGUCAGGAAAGGCAUUUCAAAAGCUUUCACUUUUGGGAAGAAGAACAAGCAAGGCGGUACUGCUUCAUUGGGCCACCUGGAUCUGAGGCCACAAUCAGAUGCCACUAUACGAGCUUACCACGACCCAGAUCAAUCCGAUUAUGUCGAGUCGCCUUCGGUGCCCGUCCCAAAUCUGCCCCACGCCCUCAUAUGGGAUCUGCAAAUGCACGGGGCGGCCUUGUCACCACCACCAUCUGCCAAACUACCGCCAAUUCCUCCGCCCAGCAGCAUGCCCCCCAUCAAGCGAUGGAUUGGUGCCGGGAGGCCAGUGCAACGAUGGAAUAAGUUACGGAAGGACCCUGAGUUGUGGGAUCCCAACGGAGAUGUGUUAGUGUUCUUUGGUCAAAAAGGUCAAUCGCCGAGGCCGAAUCCGUCGUUCCGGCUCUCCUCGCACAUCAUCGAGGCAACUGAAUCCAGAUUUCUCAUCACCCUGCUAAGAGAAGGCUCAACCGAGGAAGACAUACAUAUGCCACCGUCCCCGGUUGGCGCACCACCCAUGCUACCCCGUCAUGGUAGCCAAAUGCACGCUGGGUACGGCCACGGUCGUGGUGGCCAGCCCACGCCGCCCAUAUCAGAAGACACCAGCCUCGGUGAAGCAGACGGACAGAUAUCCUAUGAAAUGUACUUCCCCACUCCGUCAAACAUGACUAAAACCAACGCAACUCUCCACCACGUCGCGACGCGCAACGUCUUCGCGCUCCUUUACCACGCCUCGCUUGUCGGCCUAUCACUGUGCCAAGCCCUUUCUGAUCUCCACGCCCGGCUUCAAAUAUAUAUGCCAUCUGAUAACGACAACGUCGGGACCAUUUUGAACUACCUCUCCGCUCGCGGUAUUGACGAUCCCCAAAACGACGUUGAGACGGCGGUUUCGCUGCUGGCGUGGUCAGAAUCCCCCGAGGUGCGGUGGGAAGAAGGCUGGCGGGAAGCUUUUCUCCAUUGCGCUGGCAUGUACGAUAGAGUCGAUCAAUGCGCCGACUUCAAAAGCAUCACGCCCAUCACACGCGCGCUACUUGAGCGAGCCUGUCUUGAGACGCAGCUUCGCGUGCAGGCGGCCGAGGAACGACUGGCGACCUUUGGGUACGGGGAUAUUUGGCCCUCAUCAGGCCCUAUCGCAACCGGCCCCGCCCGUGCUGCAGCAGAUCGAUUGCAGCAGUUCCUCACUGCUUAUUACACCAAAAUUUAUAGCAGUUGGCCCCCACCGGAGUGUGGAGCGAGGACGACAGACGGGGAAGAUAUGUGGCUCACCAGAACCGUGGCCCAACGACUACAGAAGGACUUUGGUGCAUUGUAUGAUUACCUUGUGAAUCGGGACAUAAUAUGGGAUGAGUCGGAGACGCGAAGCAGCAGGAAGUGGAUGAUGGUCUCGGAGAGCGGCAAUCGAGCCUUCGACCCGGACACGGCCGACCUGCCCCUCACCGACAUGCUCAUUGAGUUUGACAACCGCAUGCGCUUCCCACACAUCCCGCACCCGUAUCCGCUCGUCCCCGAUUCCAUCCCACCAGUCACUGCACCUGGCGCGGGCCGCGACAAGUCCAAAAAGGGAGAUAAGGACAAAGACAAGGAGAAGAACAAGGCCAACGACGACCGGAUCCUCGAGCGCCGUGUCCAAUUGGCCUACACCGAAGCAACCAACAUCUACGUCCUCGGCUCCGAAUUUACGCAUUCCGACCUCAUCGAAAACUUCGUCAAGUUCGAGAAAUCAGACCAAAUCGGCGCUGUCGACCCCUCGGCCGCCCGACGCGGCCGCUGGGUUCUCAUCUACGGCAUCCUGCAGACCCUCGCCAGCGUCUCAGUCGACUCCCCCAACGUCAGGUACAAGGACAGCGUCGCUUACCACUUAUCUCCCCGCCUCAAGGGCACCAAAACGCCCCCUUGGAAAGGCGUCUCGAGCCGCGCCGUCGAAGCCGCGCACGAGCUUUCGUACUGCUGGAUUGCACCCCGCUUGUGGAACAGCAACGCCGACGGC
This is a messenger RNA of Pseudomassariella vexata, 2430 nucleotides long. RefSeq lists its product as uncharacterized. NCBI's taxonomy places the organism in Eukaryota, Fungi, Ascomycota, Sordariomycetes, Amphisphaeriales, Pseudomassariaceae. The annotation marks the transcript as partial. The transcript has a single exon. The record is from RefSeq and is a predicted model, not a curated record.